Messenger RNA from Pantherophis guttatus, 8180 nucleotides. It is a transcript of the gene DYSF, whose product is annotated as dysferlin. Gene Ontology annotation, cellular component: membrane; T-tubule; cytoplasmic vesicle. The record is from RefSeq and is a predicted model, not a curated record. NCBI's taxonomy places the organism in Eukaryota, Metazoa, Chordata, Lepidosauria, Squamata, Colubridae. Gene Ontology annotation, biological process: plasma membrane repair; monocyte activation involved in immune response; vesicle fusion.
CAGCGCCGCGACCGCAAGAGCCAUGCUCCGCUGCCUGCUCCAGCGGGCCUGCAGCCUGCCCGGCUCAGAGCGGGGCGACAAGCGCAGCGACCCGGUGGCCAGCCUGACUUUCCGAGGAGUGAAAAAGAGAACGAAGGUAAUCAAGAACAACACCAACCCGGUCUGGAACGAGGGCUUUGAGUGGGACCUGAAAGGUGUCCCAUUGGACCAGAAUGCUGAGCUCCACGUGGUGGUCAAGGACCAUGAAACCAUGGGCAGAAACAGGUUUCUGGGGGAAGCCCACGUGCCCCUCCGGGAUGUCUUGUUCUCCCCCAAUCUGGCUGCCAGCUUCAAUGCCCCUCUGCUGGAUGCCAGGAGGCAGAACACGGGGGGGUGUCUGAUCCUCCAAGUCUCCUACACGCCACCCCCGGGAGCAGCUCCUUUCAUCCCUCCUCCGGCCCCUCCGGAACCAAAUCCGACCCUCCCUGAGCUGGACACGGUGACAGACACAGGGGGAGAAGAAGAGAGCGAGGACCAGCUGGGCACCGAAGAGGAAGCCGAGCCUCCCGCGAGACCCUCCGCUCCCGAUCAGCCUUCCUUGCCCAAAAGGCCCCCGUCUCACGUUCUUCCCGCAAGCAAGAGAAGGAAAAGCGCUUCCCGGAAGCUGCUCUCCAACAAACCCCAGGAUUUCCAGAUCCGGGUGCGGGUCAUUGAAGGGAGGCAGCUCUCUGGGGUCAACCUCAAGUCUGUGGUGAAGGUGACGGCGGUGGGGCAGACCAAGAGAACCCGGAUCCGGAAAGGAAACGGCCCCUUUUUUGAUGAGACCUUUUUCUUCAACGUCUUUGAAUCCGCCAUGGAGCUUUUCGACCAGCCCAUAUUCCUCACGGUUGUUGACUCUCGUUCUCUCCGGACGGACUCUGUCAUUGGAGAAUUCCGGGUGGACGUUGGAACAAUUUAUGCUGAACCCAGGCACUGCUUCCUCCGGAAAUGGCUGCUGCUGUCGGAUCCAGAGGAUUUCUCGGCCGGCGCCAGAGGCUACCUGAAAGUCAGCUUAUAUGUCCUCGGCCCUGGGGAUGAAGCCCCCAUGGAGAAGAAGGAAGCUGCCGAGGAGAAAGAGGACAUCGAGGGCAACGUCUUCAAGCCGCCUGGCGUGGCUCUCCGUGGAGCCCACUUCUCCCUCAAGGUCUAUCGAGCAGAAGACCUGCCCCAGAUGGACGAUGCGGUGAUGGACAGCGUCAAGCAGAUCUUUGGCUUUGAAAGCAACAAGAAGAACCUGGUGGAUCCCUUUGUGGAAGUUACCUUUGCAGGGAAAACGCUCUGUAGCAAGAUUGUGGAGAAGAAUGCCAAUCCGCAGUGGAACCAGAUCAUCACGCUGCCUGCCAUGUUUCCCUCCAUGUGUGAAAGGAUGAGGAUCCGCGUCAUGGACUGGGACCGGGUCACCCACAAUGACAUCAUCGGCACCAGCUACCUCUGCAUGUCCAAAAUCUCUGCUCCGGGAGGAGAACUGGAAGAUGAGUUUCCCGCCACUACGAAACUCCUCAAAGCAACAGACAUUGAUGAUGGUCUUGGCUUCCUGCCCACCUUUGGCCCCUGUUACAUCAAUCUCUACGGCAGUCCGAGGGAGUUCACCGGCUUCCCUGACCCUUAUGAAGAGCUCAACAGUGGCAAGGGAGAAGGCGUGGCCUAUCGUGGCCGACUGCUGGUGGAGCUGGAGACCAAGCUGGUGGAUCACGUUGAGCAGAAGUUGGGGGACAUUCCUGCUGAUGACAUCCUGAGAGUGGAGAAAUACCUCCGUCGGCGGAAAUACAACCUUUUUGCCGCCUUCUACUCGGCCACCAUGCUGCAGGGCGUGGGUGACGCCAUCCAGUUUGAGGUCAGCAUCGGCAACUACGGAAACAAAUUUGACAACACCUGCCUGCCGCUGGCGUCCACCACGCAGUUCAGCCGGGCGAUCUUUGAUGGCUGUCAGUAUUACUACCUUCCCUGGGGCAACGUGAAACCAGUGGUGGUCCUCUCCUCCUACUGGGAGGACAGCAGCCACAGGAUGGAUGCCCAGAAUCUUCUUGCCAGGGCUGCAGACCGGCUGGCUGCCAACUUGGAGCUGGUCCACCUGGCCCACAAAGCCCAGCGUUCUGCCAGCACCUUGGACACCCUGGUGGCUCAGAUGCUGGAUGAGCUCAUGAUGGACUGCAGCCAGCCCCUGGCUGACGUCACUCAGAAGCCCAACAGCACCCACUUGGACCAAUAUCUCUAUCGUUUCCGCACCACCAACCUCGAUCAGAUGGUCCAGGCGGCCUUGAAGAUGAAGCACGAAGACUCUGACCUACAGAUGGUUUUGGAUCAGGCAGAAGAUUGGCUCUCUCGCUUAAGAUCCAUGGUGGAGGAGCCCCAGAACAGCCUCCCGGAUGUCGUGAUCUGGAUGUUGCAAGGCGACCGGCGGGUGGCUUACACUCGGCUGCCCGCCCGAGAGGUCCUCUUCUCCCGCAACGGAGCCAGCUGCUGUGGCAAAAACUGUGGAAGGCUCCAGACCAUAUUCUUAAAAUGUCCGCAGGAAGAGGUGGCAGGUCCCAGGAUCCCAGCUCAGAUCCGGGUCCGGCUGUGGCUGGGGCUGGCUGUGGACGAGAAGGAGUUCAACCAGACGACCGAGGGGAGGCUCUCUGUCUUUGCUGAAACGUAUGAAAACCAAACGAAGCUGGCGCUGGUAGGGAACUGGGGCACAACGGGUCUCACCUACCCCAAGUACUCGGACAUCACCGCCAAGAUCAAGCUACCCAAGGACAGCUUCAAGCCUUCCACCGGCUGGGCCUGGGCUGGAGAUUGGUUUGUCAGCCCCGAGAAGACGCUGCUGCAUGACGUGGACGCAGGUCACAUGAGCUUUGUGGAGGAAGUCUUUGAGAACCAAGUUCGGCUUCCAGGAGGCCAGUGGAUCCAUAUGGCCGAAGCCUACACAGAUGUGAAUGGGGAGAAGAUUUUGCCCAAGGAAGAAAUUGAGUGUCCUCUGGGGUGGAAGUGGGAAGAUGUGGAGUGGGACACCGAUCUCAACCGGGCGGUGGACGAGAAAGGCUGGGAAUAUGGCAUCACCAUCCCUCCAGACAACAAACCGAAGUCUUGGGUGCCAGCAGAGAAGAUGUAUCACACUAACCGGCGUAGGCGUUGGGUGAGGCUCCGCAGAAGAGACCUUGCUCAAAUGGAAGCGUUGAAAAAGUAUAAACAGGAGGAGUUGGAAGGGGAAGGCUGGGAAUACGCCUCGCUCUUCGGCUGGACCUUCCACAUGAAGUACCGCAAAACGGAUUCCUUUCGCCGUCGGCGCUGGAGGCGUCGCAUGGAGCCCCUGGAGCACACGGGCCCAGCCGCUGCCUUUGCCUUGGAAGGCGCCUUGGGUGGAGUGACAGACGACAAGAGCGAUGAUGGGAAAUCAGUGUCGACUCUCAACUUCGGAGUGAACCGACCGACCAUUUCAUGCAUCUUUGACUAUGGAAAUCGCUACCAUCUACGUUGCUACAUCUACCAGGCAAGGGACCUGCUGGCCAUGGAUAAGGACAGUUUUUCAGAUCCUUACGCCAUCGUCUCCUUCCUGCACCAGAGCCAAAAGACGGUGGUAGCAAAGAAUACGCUAAACCCCACCUGGGACCAAACGUUGAUCUUCUACGAGAUUGAGAUCUUCGGGGCUCCCCAAAGUAUUGCUGAAUCCCCUCCCAACAUUGUGAUUGAAAUCUACGACCACGACACUUACGGUGCGGAUGAAUUCCUGGGCCGCAGCGUUUGCAAGCCGACCCUCGACCACACACCAAGAUUGUCCUGGUAUCCCAUCGUGAAGGGCGGCCGGACGGCGGGGGAGCUGCUGGCCGCCUUUGAGCUGAUCCAGAGAGAGAAGCCAGCUGUCCAUCACAUUCCAGGCUUUGAGACGGAACUGGCGUCUGUUCUGGAUGAGUCUGCAGAUUCAGACCUGCCUUACCCUCCACCCCAGAGGGAGCCCAACAUCUACAUGGUCCCUCAAGGAAUUAAGCCAGUUCUCCAGCGUACGGCCAUCGAGGUGUUGGCCUGGGGCCUUCGAAACCUGAAGAGCUACCAGUUGGCCAGUGUGACUUCUCCCAGCCUUCUGGUGGAGUGUGGUGGGCAGAUCGUCCAGUCAACUGUGAUCAAGAACCUGAAGAAGAAUCCCAACUUUGAGAUCUCCGUCCUCUUCAUGGAAGUGCGUCUGCCAAGGGAAGACCUCUACUGUCCUCCCAUCAUCAUCAAAGUCAUCGACAACAGGCCCUUUGGCCGCAAACCUGUGGUGGGCCAGUGCACCAUCCGAUCCCUGCAAGAAUUCUUCUGUGACCCCUACAAAGAAGAUGCGGUAUUUCCUGAAACCCACGCAGAUGACAUGAGCCUCACCCCAAAGGAUGAUGUUCUGAUUGACAUUGAUGACAAAGAACCCCUCAUCUCCAUCCAGCUUGCGGAGGGCAUGACCAGCUCGGCUUUAAUUAACACGCAAACCGCUCGGCCCCAUCUCCAUGAAGAAGAGUUCAUUGACUGGUGGAGCAAAUUCUAUGCGUCCACGGGUGAGCGAGAGAAAUGUGGCACCUAUUUGGAGAAAGGCUUUGACACCCUCAAGAUCUACGAGACAGAGUUGGAGAAUGUCGAAGACUUUGGAGGCCUUUCAGAUUUCUGCCACACCUUUAAGUUGUCCCGUGGCAAAGCUCAGGAUGACAGCGAAGACCCCACCGUUGUUGGAGAAUUCAAGGGCUCGUUCAAGAUCUACCCUCUGCCCGACGACCCCACGGUGCCCGUCCCUCCGCGCCAGUUCCACCAGCUUCCAGCCCGAGGCCCCCAGGAGUGUCUCGUGAGGGUUUACAUCAUCCGGGCCUUUGAUCUGCAGCCAAAGGACUCCAAUGGAAAAUGUGAUCCUUAUGUGAAGAUUUCUGCGGGGAAGAAGUCCAUCAACGAUCAGGACAAUUACAUCCCCUGUACCUUGGACCCGGUCUUUGGAAAGAUGUUUGAGUUGACUUGUACGUUGCCCAUGGAGAAGGACUUGAAGAUCACCCUGUAUGACUAUGACCUCUUGUCCAAAGAUGAGAAGAUUGGGGAGACCAUCAUUGACCUAGAGAACCGCUUCCUUUCCAGAUAUGGGGCUCGUUGUGGCCUUCCUCAGACUUACUGCGUUUCUGGGCCCAACCAGUGGAGAGAUCAGCUGCGCCCGUCACAACUCCUCCAUCACUUUUCCUUGCAACACAACGGCAAACUUCCGGUUUACAAGACUGACCAGGUCAUCUUUGGAGAUCAAACGUAUCACCUCUCGGACCUGGAGGACAGCAAGCCCCCCAACCCCCACCUGGGUCCUCUGGAGGAACGGCUUGCCCUGCACGUCCUGCAAAAGCACGGCCUGAUCCCUGAGCACGUGGAGACCAGGCAGCUGUACAGCCCUCUCCAGCCGGACAUUGAACAGGGCAAAGUUCAGCUUUGGGUGGACCUGUUUCCUAAAUCCCUUGGGCCACCGGGACCACCAUUCAACGUGACCCCGCGAAGAGCAAAGAGGUUCUACUUGCGUUGCAUUGUCUGGAAUGCCCAAGACGUCAUCCUGGAUGACCUCAGCAUCACCGGUCAGAAAAUGAGCGACAUCUACGUGAAAGGGUGGCUGGUUGGUUACGAGGAGAACAAGCAGAAGACAGAUGUGCACUACAGGUCACUGGGAGGUGAAGGCAACUUCAACUGGAGGUUCAUCUUCCCCUUUGAUUAUCUCCCUGCUGAGCAGGUCUGCUCCGUGGCGAAGAAGGAACAUUUCUGGAGCUUGGACAAGACAGAGAAUAAAGUCGCCCCCCAGCUGGUCCUUCAAAUCUGGGACAACGACAAAUUCUCCUUCGAUGAUUACCUGGGCUCCAUCCAGCUGGACCUCAACUGCAUGCCAAAGCCAAGCAAGACUGCCGACAAAUGCCACUUAGACCUCCUGGCUCCGGAGAGGGACGUCUCGCUCUUUGAGCAGAAGACGGUCAAGGGCUGGUGGCCUUGCGUGACCGAGCAGGAAGGCACCAAGAGCCUCGCGGGCAAGUUGGAGAUGACACUGGAGAUCAUCAAUGAACAAGAGCAUGAAGAACGGCCAGCUGGGCUGGGCCGGGAUGAACCCAACAUGAACCCCAAGCUAGAAGACCCAAAGCGCCCUGAGACUUCCUUCCUGUGGUUCACCUCGCCCUACAAGACCUUGAAGUACAUCUUGUGGAGAAGGUUCAAGUGGAUCUUCCUCAUCUUCCUCCUCGUCUUCAUUCUGUUGCUCUUCCUGGGCAUCUUCAUCUAUGCCUUCCCGAACUACGCUGCCAUGAAACUGGUGAAGCCCUUCAGCUGAACCCACCCCGUCUCCUGGAGCCGGGCAAGAGACCAAGGAGACCUACGAAGAUUGCAGGAGACCAUCCUUCCCAUCACACAACUGCAUGGAAGGAAGGAGUACCGACGUCGCCUUGUAGAAACCGCUCUAUUGAGAUGAACCCCAGAUCUUAAAACCUGCCCCCUGCCCAAUUUGUCCCAAAUGCUGCUCCGGUGACCUGGCUGGACGGAUGUCCCAAGCUGCAUGACUGUGGUCUUCCCAUCUUCUGAAGAGGAAGCCCUUCCUGGAGACGCUUGAAGGUGGCUGCUGCGACCCGUCAGGCCCCAGCAACCUGGAAGACCUCUUGAGGAAGGAGAAGGACGGCACAGAGAGGACGAGGACCAGGGCAUCCAGCAAGGGGCCAAGAUGGCGGUCAUGACUGCACAGUCCAAGGCCGGCCACUUUGCUACGUUACAGGCUGGUUGUGAUGCCUUGGGCCCUUGCUUUGGUUGCUAGAGCACAAUUCCCUUCCAGAAGUUUGGACUACAACUCCCAUCAUCCCCCCUCCUGGGAGGAAAUGCGGGUGAGGUCGAGCACAGCUGUAAGGGGGAGUGUUGCUCUUUCUAAGGCACCUUCCUUGCCAGGCCCAGCACAGGAGACCCUCCUGGUGGCCAUUGCGUAAAUGCAGACACACACACACACACACACACACACACACACACACACACACACACCAGUGUUGGGUGCCCAGUUCUGUCUGGCAGAGGAAUUUGGGACUUCUGUGCAGGUGCAAAUUGUGCACAGGUAAAAUGGGGGAGGGUCUUUGGUGCCUUCUUUCCUGAGCCGUCUUCACUUGAGCGUCCAUGGACGUCCCAAGGGGCACCAGCCCUUCAAAGACGGCUGGGCAGUUUCCCACCUUUCAUGUCCCCCAGGGGUAGUCCUCGACUUACAACCGUUCGCUUAGUGACCGUUCAAAGUUACAAUGGCACUGACAAAAAGGGACGUUUUUCACACUUACAACCGUUGCGGCAUCCCCACGUUCACGGGAUUUACAUUCGGAUGCGUGGCAAGGACACGGUCGCAGUGUCCCGUGGUCACGUGAUCCCCUUUGGCGAGCUUCUGACGAGCAAAGUCAACAGGGGAGCCAGACUCACUUAACAACCGUGUUAUUCAUUUAGCAACCGCAGUGAUUCACUUAACAAAUGUGGCAAGAAAAGUUGUGGAAGAGUGAAAAGCUCACUUAACCAACGUGUCUCACUUAGCAACAUAAGUUUUGGGCCCCGUUGUGGCCGUAAGUGGAGGACUACCUGUACUUCAAAGCAAGGUGCAAUCGAGAUUUGAGGGUCUCCAGAAAUGUCCUUCGGUGUCUAAGAAGAGGGUGAAAUUCUUGAGAAGGCCACUUCCUCAGCCAGGUUCCUAACUGGGAAUCCUCCUCCAAAGUUGUAACGAAAACCCCUUCCUGCUCUUUGUACGUCCCCACACGGAAGGGAUCUCCUGUGCCGCCAUCUUUGCUGCCGAACAGGACAACUCGCCACAGCCAAUUCUCCACGGUCCACUCCCCACAGCCAAUUCAACAUAACAAUUCAAUUUAAUUAUUGAAAACAAAUACAAAACCUUUUUAAUUUUUGCCAUUCCCCGGUCAUUCCGUCCCUCCUUUCUCAUCCUUUCUUUAAGGAUUCUGUUCCACCAUCUCUUUGAUCUUAGUGUAACUCUUGUCCCGCGGAGAGUUGGCCGUGGCGAGUUUGGCACCUGAGAUGCAAACCAGAAUCCGUCUCUUCAAUCCGCUUCUCAACUGUUCCGGAUCCGGGUCUCUUAGCCGGGGAGGGAGGGGGUGGCGGGUUUUCCUUCUCACCUGUAUCUGCCUUUGAAGCGAUAUUUGCACUACCAUUACUCACGAAAUGCUAUUAAAUCUGGAUGCUGGCCA